This is a messenger RNA of Paramecium primaurelia, 915 nucleotides long. The record is from the annotation of a GenBank genome assembly. NCBI's taxonomy places the organism in Eukaryota, Ciliophora, Oligohymenophorea, Peniculida, Parameciidae.
AUGAACAAUUAUCUGAUUCCGAUAUUGAUUUUGAUGUAGAAGGUAAUCAAUCAAUUUAUUAAAUAUUAUCAGAUAACGAUUCUAUGUUUUUCGAUUCAGAUGAAGACAUCCCUAUCCAAAUAGAAAUAUGCAACUCAUAAAAAUCAAUCGAUAAAUAAAGUCAGUCUUCUAGACAACAGAACUAGAAUCAUAAUAAUAUUCCUAUAUGUAAAAUAAUAUUAAUAAAAAGAAAACUAAUAACCUGAUUUAGAAUUUAUUAGACAAGAAUUAAGUAAAUUGGAGUCUGAAGGAAAUGAAAUUUAGUUGAGUUUGGACAAAAUUCGCUAAAAUCCUAAUAUUCAAUUAGAUGAUUUGAUUUAAAAAUCUUCAUCAUUACGUCUGAGGCUAAGUUAACUGUAGCAAUAAGUCCAAUAACUAGGACUAUAAAACUAAUAAUAAUAAUAGUAAUAAUAAUAAUAGUAAUAAUAAUAAUAAUAAUAAUAAUAAUAAUAAAAAUAAUAAUAAUAAUAAUAAAUUUAUGAGAAUCGCAUGAAUUAGAUUAAUAAAGAUCGUAUCUUGAUCUGUAAUAAAGUAUUUCAAUAAUAAGGAAAUACUUAGAAUUAAAAUAAGAAUCCUUGCAAACACUUAAAAUGUUAAAGUGUAGCUUAUUUAGAUCCUUAAGGAAUUGUAACUUGUUAAUCUAUGUGUUAAUCAUUUCAUAUAACUGAAACAAUGUUCGAUAAUUUCAACCAAGUAUUUUCACGUAGUGAAUGUAAUGGGUAAUUUAAUUUCUUGAGGAAUCCACUUUUGAUGGCUAAAUUAGUAAAUGAUUCUUUGGAAAUGAGUAAUAAGAAUGAAAAUUAAAAAGAGUAGUUUAGUCUAUAAUUUUAACAUGUAUUCGUUAAAUUGUUGCAAAGUAGAAAAGUAGGAACUUGA